Triticum aestivum (bread wheat) is the source of this 868-nucleotide messenger RNA. RefSeq lists its product as uncharacterized. NCBI's taxonomy places the organism in Eukaryota, Viridiplantae, Streptophyta, Magnoliopsida, Poales, Poaceae. The transcript has 3 exons. The coding region runs from base 12 to 461 and encodes 149 amino acids. The record is from RefSeq and is a predicted model, not a curated record.
CCCACCCCAACAUGGGCGUUCGUAUAGAUGUGCGAUCCGGGUCACGCAUGACACGAAAAGCGUCCACGUUAGCCUCCUCCUCUUGUUGUAGCUCUCUCCUCUCCCCUUUCUCCCUCAUCAACGCCGUGUUGGGCCAUUCCGAGCUGCUUCCAGCUAGAGCGCACAAAGUCCUCCCCCUCCAAAUCCUCUCUAUUUAUCACCACCAUUCCUCUCCGAUCUCCUCCAAGCUUGCUUCAUUCCUUCUGCGCUCCGUCGAGCUCCCACGGGUCAUCAACUCCAGCGACGGCGGCCGGAUCGAGCGCGAUCCACGACCGCAACGCGCCUUCGCUUCAUCACCACAUAGGUUCAGGAAAGAGGUGAAGGUCAGCUAUGAAGGGGAGCAGGCUGAUUACUCUUCUGUUUCUCGGGUAUCUCGCAGCAGCUGGACAGUGCUACCAAUAUCAUGGUUGACCGCUACAUGAAGGCAAAAUCAACGUGAAAAUGUGCAUCCCAAGGAACUGUGACGAUCCAAAUAACGAAGUCGGAUCCAAAGGGUGCUACUACUGCGUCUCACGUCCGGGCAAAGCGUCAUGUUGGCACAAGUUGAAGGAAUGCCAAGCAAAUUGCCCAACCUGCACCCCGAAUUGCCCACCGGGCUCGGCAAUUGAAUUUGAAGCAUGCACAUGAGUGCUUGAAUUAUUAUGUUCAUGUUCGAUACUGUAAGUUAGCUCAGUGAUAUUCGAGCAAAAUAAAUGUGUUGAUGGACAUGUACCUUUGCCUCUAGUUUGUGCGUCCAAUCUGGUAAGAUUGGUUUCAGCUAAAUGUAUGUCAGGGUUCAUGAUCAAUAAAGUGAAACGAAGAAUGGUCCCUCUUGGCCGUUCUUCAUGUA